Messenger RNA from Phanerochaete carnosa HHB-10118-sp, 516 nucleotides. RefSeq lists its product as uncharacterized. The transcript has a single exon. Lineage: Eukaryota; Fungi; Basidiomycota; Agaricomycetes; Polyporales; Phanerochaetaceae. Bases 1 to 516 code for a protein of 171 amino acids. The record is from RefSeq and is a predicted model, not a curated record.
AUGAAAGACCCAGUGCCACACAAGAAGGGUGAAGGGGCUUUCUUGAUAGUCUCUGAUUUCAUCUCUGGUGAUUACGGCUGGCUUCGCUCUCCAGAUGGCAAGAAAUCUGCACAGGUUCUUUUCAGAGCAGGAAAAGACAAAGACGGCUACUUCACUCACGAGAACAUCAUCAAGCAGGUCACACAUGCAAUGAAAAUCCUACAAAAGCACAACUCCUGUGAUCAACAUAUCUUUGUCUUUGAUAAUGCAACCACUCACCGCAAACAUGCCAACAAUGCCCUCUUUGCAACACACAUGUCAAUGAGUCCCACAAAGAAGAGAAAUCGUAUCUGGAGCAUCAAUGUUUCUGACAUCAAUGAAGCGACAGGCAGAGUGAAACUCAGCCCAAGAGGGAAGCAACUGAAAAAGCACGUGCACAUAGCUGACAGGAGGUUUGCGGACGGAACUCCACAGUCUCUCUACUUCCCAAGAGUCAUCCGCGGGCUGGGGUCUUCAAAGGCAUGGUUGAGAUCUUGA